Molecule: messenger RNA, 6928 nt
Organism: Gavialis gangeticus (Gharial)
Lineage: Eukaryota; Metazoa; Chordata; Crocodylia; Gavialidae
Gene: NWD2
Product: NACHT and WD repeat domain containing 2
Exons: 7
Coding region: 1-5184 (1727 amino acids)
Molecular function (GO): protein binding
Source: RefSeq, a predicted model, not a curated record
AUGUUGACCCAUGUUGGGAGUCAACCAAAGAAAUUUACAUACUGGUUUAAAAGAACAGAGUUCAUUCAAAUAUUGUUAACAACACCUUUUCUUUUUCCCACCACAGACACUAUAGCUGAAAGAAAUGCACUAAGAGAACAUGUGUAUCCAAAACUGAGAGAAUUCUGCAGGGAAAACUACGGGCUGGAAUUUCAGGUCAUAGACUUGUACUGGGGAGUAGAAACAGAAGAAUGGGACAGUCCUGAGCUCCAGAAGACUCGUAUGAAGCUGUUAGAAGAUUGCUUGAAAACUUCUGCAGGUCCAUGUUUUGUUGGCCUAUUGGGAGAAAAAUAUGGAAGCAUCCGAAUACCUGGAGAAGUUGAAUCAUCAGAAUUUGAAAUGAUUAUAGAUGCUGCUGUGGAGGCAAAGCUGGAGACCAGGCUUCUGGAAGAGUGGUACUGCAGAGAUGAGAAUGCAGUACCACCAGCAUAUUACCUCAGACCAAAAUCUGAAAUGCUAAAGAACUACCAUAACACUAUGGAAUCUUCUGCAAAUUCCAUGAAUAAGAGCAAAUGGCAAGACAUAGCAGAAGAGAUUAAGAGGAUUUUUAAGACUGCCGUGAAGUUGCUGUAUGAGAAAGGAAAAAUGAAACACAGCCAAGCAAAGAGAUACCUUUCCUCUGCCAUUGAAGAUGAAUUUGAUUUUGCCUUGGGAAAACAGACACCAGCUUUCCUAAAGAAGUGUGUUUGUUACAUUCGGAAAAUUGCCAACAUUGAACGUUUUGUUAAAAUUCCAGAGAUGGGAAAAUAUAUGGAUGUAACUUACACAGCCGGAAAAUUUAUGCGGGAUCCAGAAGCCCUUGAGAAACUGAUCAAGCUCAGGGAUGAAUUUAUUCCAACCAUUGUUGCAUCAUCUAAUCUGAGAGUCUAUACUUCCAUUACUCAUUGUGACAUGAAACUUGGUUAUUCGCAAGAUGUGGAGAAUCACUACAUUGAAGGACUUGGUAAACAGUUUUAUGAAGAUAUGAUUGAUAUAAUUCAGGCAACAGUACAACAGAAUUUUGACACUGAGACAGACUUGCUUUAUGAUGAAGUCCUUCAACAUUCUUCGUUAUGUAAAACAUACUCUUCUUUCUAUGAGUAUAGGUGCGAGGCUCUAAACAUAGUUCAUAAAUACAUUCUGCCCAGCAAAGUUGGACACAUUAACCCUCUUAUCAUAUAUGGAGGACCUUGCACUGGAAAAACCCUUUUGUUAGGUGAAGUAGCAAAGAAGGCUUAUAUGUGGCUGCAGGAAGAGAUGGGACCAGAAUCUGACCCUGUGGUAAUUACAAGAUUUUUGGGAUCCACAGAAAUGAGUACAGAUCUUAAGAAUCUGCUUCAAAGUAUUUGUGAACAGUUAGCAAUUAACUAUCGUUGCUUAGUACAAAGUUACCCCAAAAAGAUACAUGAUCUUCGAGAUUUGUUUAUAAAUCUCUUGAAUGAAUCUUCAUUUCACAGACCCCUGGUUAUAAUAUUUGAUGCCCUAGAACAGCUUUCAGAUAACGAUGAUGCUAGGAAGCUGUGGUGGCUCCCCAUUCACCUUCCCCGUUCAGUACGGAUAAUCUUAUCAACACUGCCAAACAAACAUGGGAUCCUGCAAAAACUGAGGUGCCUUAUUCAUGAAGAUGACAACUAUAUUGAGUUGACUGCGAGAGAUAGAAAGAUGUGUAGCCAAGUGCUGAAACAUCAGCUGUUACGAAUUAAAAGAAAAGUAACAUCAGGGCAACAAAUUUAUGUCAAUGAAGCAUUUUCAAAGUGCACAUUGCCCAUGUUUGUGAACUUAACUUUCAGAGAGGUCAGAAACUGGAGAUCUCACAAAGAUGUUGAUGAGUCUUCCCUUCGUGUUACUGUUCAUGAAAGCAUAGAGCAGUUAUUUUGCUCAUUGGAAAGCAAGUGUGGACCAAAACUGUUGUCAAGAGCACUUGGCUACAUCACAAUGUCCAAAUCUGGCCUAAGCGAAAUGGAACUGGAAGAUAUUUUAGCUCUUGAUAAUAGUGUUAUGGAUGAACUAAAUGAGAUUAUCAGGCAAAGUAACCCAUUGAGGGUACCAUACAUAUACAUUGCAAGACUUAAGGAAGGCUUGCAUGGCUACUUGAUAGAAAGGCAAGUAAAAAAUGUAACACUGCUAGUGUGGGCAAAUAGGCACCUCUAUCUUAUUGCCCAAAAACUGUAUCUCUACAAUGAAGAAGAUUUACAUGAAAUGCAUACCAACAUGGCAGAGUAUUUCCUUGGAGUUUGGUCUGGUGGCCGAAGAAAAUCCUUUUACAACAACGAUCAAUAUUUAAAUGGUUGCCUUAACAAUGAUAGAAACAUGAAUGAUGAAGACAAGCACUGUAUAGAUCAGACUGCUUUUGACAGGCAGUCACCAGAACAGCCAUGGGUUUUCCAGUGUAAUACACUGGAGCCUGACAUCUUUUUUGUCAAUCACAGAAAAAUGACAGAACUCAUACAUCACUUGACAAGAUGCGGAAGAACAGAUGAUCUGCUAUAUGGUGUCAUAAUGAACUUCAGCUGGCUGUACACAAUGAUUAAAAUAGGGCAGUUUGAUAAAGCACUUUCUGAUGUAGAAUUGGCUUAUAACUACUCACAAGAAAAGGAGCUGAAAUUUCUAGCAAGCACUUUGCGCAGUAUAAAGUUCAAAGUGACAAAAUAUCCAGGUUCACUCUCUGCUGAAUUGCAACAAAGGCUUCUUCCAGUUGUAAGCUCAUUGCCUAAACUGAGACACCUCCUUUUAGAAUGUGACAAAGACGGGCCUAAAUACUGCUCUAUUGUUCCUCUACAUUCUUCUAUGGAUGUGACUUACAGCCCUGAACGAUUGCCCUUGUCAUCCAGUUGCAUGCAUGUCACUGAGAUCUUGCCAACCUUUAAUCCAAGUACAGUUAUUGCUGCUCUAGAAAAUGGCUCCAUCAGCACAUGGGAUGUAGAGACUCGCCAACUAUUAAGGCAAAUUACAACUGCUCCAUCUGUAAUUUUAGGAAUGAAACUUACUAGUGAUGAAAAGUACCUUGUAGUGGCUACAACAAAGAACACACUUUUGAUUUAUGAUAAUCUAAAUUCCUGUCUUUUGUCUGAAGUAGAAAUUAAGGGAUCAAAACAUUGUGGAGUGGGGGGUGGUUCAAAUUUUAUAAAUGGAUUUACAUUGUCCAUUACUCAUGCACUUGCUUGGCUGGAGGCCAGCAAAGAUGUUACUGUAAUAGACCUACUUUAUGGAUGGCCUCUUUAUCACUUCCACUGCUGGUAUGAAGUCACUUGUGUGCAGUGUUCUCCAGAUGGAGUCUAUGCUUUCUGUGGGCAAUAUCUGAAUACCACAACAAUAUUUCAUUUGGGCAGUGGAGAGAAGCUGUCUACUGUAACCUCUGAAUUUUCCAGUGGAUUUGUGAAAUUUCUUCUUGUUCUGGACACAGCUCAAGAAAUGGUGAUGGUGGACAAUGAGGGUGGCCUUUCAGUUUGGAAUACUGAGGAAAUCACAAAUCCCCAGCUGACAGAUGAUUUUGACUGUAGAAGAGAAGACAGUGAAGUUGUCAGCAUUGAACUUUCUGAGGACCAAAGUGCAAUUUUAGUAUGUAAAGCACUCAGUAUUGAACUUCUCAACACUAGUGUUUGGAAGGUGGCUGAAAAGUUCAGAGCAAAACACAAUGAGCGCUUUAUCUCUGCAGUGUUAUCCAAAAAUGGCAAUUGUAUAAUUGCUUCCAUGGAAAAUACCUCAGCCAUUUUUGUUUGGAGGAGAGACACAGGACAGUGCAUGGCAAGCUUACAGGAAAUCUCAGGAACCAUAGUCAAACUAAUUAAAUCAAAUCACCAUAAUAUGCUGCUAUCCUUAUCCACUAGUGGUGUUCUUUCCAUUUGGGAUAUAGAUAUCAUAACCGCUAUGUCCAACAUUGACAAAUCUGGCAAACCCAUUCAGAGACUAAUAUUGCCUGCCAGAGGUGAGGUAAUUUAUACAUUGGAUGGAUCAGAAGCUGUUCAUAAGUGGAACUUUAGCACUGGAUUCAUUGAAGCUGUGUUCAAGCAUGAAGGUAUUGUUGAAAACUGUGUGCUGACCUCUUCUGGAGAAAUAAUGGUUACAUCAGAUGACAAAUGUAGCCAGUAUGUAUGGCACGCUGUUAGUGGUGAAAAUAUCUUCCGCAUUAAUGGGCAGAGGAUAUCCCAAUUGAUGAUUACUCAUAAUGACCAGUUUGUUGUCUCACUCUGUGAACAAAAUGCAUCCAGAGUUUGGCGGCUGGCUACAGGACACAGAGUUUGUAAUAUUCUAGUUGCCUUACAGAAUGCAUUUAUAACUAGUGCAAAUACAUUUGUAGUUGGAAUGACAAAGAAUAAAGUGUUGGCAGUAAGUCUCUGGACAGGAAGCAUAACCAAGAAGUUUUGUUGUGAUGAUGGGACAACUGUUGUUGAUAUUAAACUGAUUCCAGACUGUCCAGAUGUUGUUGUAUUUAUAACAUCUACUGAAACCGUGAACAUCUGGAAUCUGACAGAGGAAGUAAUCUGCAGACGUGUACAACUGCCUAACAAUUUCCUAAAAAAUUUAGAAGACUUUGAAAUAUCCCCCAAUGGGAAGGUAGGAAUUAUAUCCCGUGGUGAUGAGAACAUCAACGUGCUCGAUUUACAAAGUGGCAAACUUCGUGUAGUGCAUGCCCCUGGCAUUAUCUGGCGGCAAAGGCUGUCUCGUGAUGGCCGUUACCUCGUGUACAUCUGUUUUCGUAGUGAAGAUGAUGACGAUAAUGGUGCAGUCUCUAGCUUAACUGUAAUGAGACUUGCAGAUGGUAAAAAUAUCGGUGCCUGUUCCCUUUACAAAAAUCCAACUUUUCUUGCACUCUCUCAGAGGCAUUUGAAUAUUAUUGUAGGCUUUGAUGAUGGAAGCAUAGGUACUUACACUGUAGUGGAUCGAGUAGAUGCCACACUGAAAAUUAAAAUUGCUACUUCAAAUAGCCGUCAAAUUUUCAACAACGCAACACAAGUGAUUAGGCCUAAAUGUCACAAUUAUAGCUUCAAAGCAACUGCAGACUGUAUUUGGAGAGAGUCCACUGAGGUCUUUACAAGAGAUAGCCCCAUCACGGUGACAGACCCUGAAGCAAGUGAAGCAACACCAACCAAAAAACACAAUUAUUGCUAUGACAGAGUGUGCUCAGCCAUAGAUUGCAGAACACACAAUUUUGCUUCUGACAACUGAUCAUAUGCUUGAGCUAGUUUAUCUUAAUACAUAAUAUAUGUGUAUAGACUUGUCUUCUGUUUCAGAAAUAAACAACAGUGCAUUUCUUGAAAAACUAAAACAGCAGAGGGCCAUUUUUAGCAACAGUUCUAACAUUUGUGUAAACAAUAAAUGCAAAGCAAAUGUUUAAUCAAUGGGCUGCAGGGUUUUUAAAAUUUUGGAAUAUAAGAGUUAGUCCAAAAUUUCAUCCAGGGCCUUGACUAAAAAUUUCUAGCAAUACUAUUACAACUGUUAAACUACUACAGGUGUUAGAAUAUCUUAUUUUGGGGUUGACAGUACUUUAACUAGACAUAAGACUCCCCUUAAUGGGAAGAGGAGGCAAAACUUUUUUAUAGUCCAGGUAACCUGGGUGUGGACAAAGCAAAAUCUACUACUGACCUUGGUUUAUAAACCUACUUGCAAAAAUGUUUUUCUGCUUGAUGGUGCAAUGACAAAAUGUCAUCUGCCAACCUGGAACACUUGAUACAUUCCAUCAUCAUUUAAAAAUAAAUAGCUACUAAUUUUUUUAAUUGGGAUUAACCUUUGGUUUGAAAGGAGUGGGAGCUAAUGAGCAAACAAGUCAGCAUGUGAUAUUUAUCAGAUAAAUCGGUCUUUAUCUAAACGAACAAAAAAUUACAUGCAGGGAUUUCUGGUUUCUGAAUUCUGAUAAAAAAUAUAAAAACUGCUUACAGUAUUACCUAAGUCAUAAUAGAAGUUGAACACUGAAACUGUUGUUUUUUAUGUCUCUUUCACUGUGCUUAUUAGUACUGAAUAAAAAGAAUAUAUUUUCAAAGAGAAAGGGCAUUAUAGAUAAACAGUCAGAUACCUGUUCACUUCUCUUUAUGUUAAAAGGUUACUAUUCCGUCAGUUAUGUGAAAUUUUGAAAUAUCUCAUAAAUCCCUGUGGUAAUCUUAAAAGAAAGCAUUCAGACAUGCCAUACAUUAAUCUUGAUAACAUUUGCCUUACUAUCAUUCUUAUUUUUUCCUGUGUUAAAACACAGAUCAAAUGACCAAAUACUCUGGGACUAACAGAAUAUGCCUGCAUACAUGCUGAAAUAUUCCAUAUAACCUAAAGGUUUUCCAAAGGUUCUUUACUGUUCCAAUUUUUAAUGGAUUUCUUACUUCUACAUACCCUUAAUAUGCUUCUUUAUGUUUCACUUCCCACUUUACACCUAUUCUGAGCCUUUUGUACAGUUUUAUCAAUUUCAGGACAGAAAUUGUUAAAUAUUGUCAACUAUUUUUAAGAGAAACACUCUCACCUCAGUAAAAUAAAUGGCUGUUAACAUCUAAAUGGUGUGAAGUCUUUCUCCCCUAUACUUACCUUAAACAUGGCAUGUCCUUGAAAAACUUUUCAGAGGAUUUCAGUAAAACAACAUUUUCUUUUGUGGAAGUUAGAACUCCAUGCCACAAAAUUUCCAAGAAAUGAAUGCUAACCUAGGGGUUUAAUGUAGUGUGUGAAUGUGCUAUGUAAAAGCCAAUAUAGUAUAAUAAGUGACUUGAAUGACUUUUCCUAACUUGUUUGCAACUAAUAGAUCAUAUUGAAUGUUUUUAUGUAAACUUUGUAUUGUUGGGAAAAUUACCCAAUCAGAGAGUUAUAUUUUCAUAAAUGUUGAAUUUAGUUAAAAUUUUGUUACAGAGUUGUUAAAUUAGAAACCUAUUGCAGUCUUCAAACAAUAUACAGUCUUGUGUAUGCAUUGUUUGUAUGAAUAAACUAAGUAAACACACUA